AUGUGGAAGGCUGAACAAUAUUCGGAACAAUUGUUGAAUUCAAUUAUUGAAGAGAGAAAGUUGUUGGCCAUUACUCAUGAAUCUAUGAAUGCAAAGGAUAUGCUUUUUAAGGUUUUAAAGAAUCGAUUGGGGAAUAUGGAUGAUGACAGAGAUUUUGAUGAAAAGUUUUAUCCAUGCGAUGAUGAUUUUAGAGUUUUGGUAAAUAAGUAUCAUUAUGUCAUGUUGAAGGAUGAAAGGUUUUUUGAGAUUUUGAGUGAGAAUUACAAGUAUUUAAUUCCUGAAAUGUUGUACUUGAUUGAGUUUGGAGAGAAACAUGAUAUUGAUAUUCCACUCAAGGUUAGACAGACAUUUGGAUUGGAUUUUUAUAGAACACAAAUGAAAUUGGAUCAACUGGACCCAGAUCACAAAUACUUGACAACCCUUCUCGUUGCUUUUUAUAUUCAUUUGGGUAAGUGCAAUAAUCCAGAUGUUUUGAGGGAGGAAUUCUAUUGGAUGCUUGAUUUAUUUGAAAGUGACGAAAGCAACUUGCUCUUGGAUUCCAUUAGAAUCUAUCCAGGCAACACUCCAUUCUUUUUAAGAUCCCUUGUCUUUGAGGAUACUUCUAAAAUUAUUGAACGAGUUUUGGAUGGCAAUAUCAAUCCAAUGCUCAUCAUGUGGGGCCUCUUCAUGGCAAAAUUGGGAGAAGCCAAGGAUAUUCUCGAUCCUCAAGACUAUGAUGAUUUGAAUAGAAAGAGCUCACAAAUUCUCAGAUUCCAAGAUCCAUCCACAGGUAACAAUAUUCUCCACGAAAUUAUUCGAUCCAACAAUUCAAUUGUUAACAAGAUUGCUUCCAUACUUCUCAUAAUUGGGCACGAACAAAACUUUCAAGAUACUGACGAUGUAAUUCUCUUUGAAAUGAAGAACAAUGAUGGGAAAUCUGCUUUUCAAUUGAGCACUUUGGCAUUGCGUGCUACCUUUACAUUAGUCGUGAGUGAUUAUCUUCUCAUUGGUUUGAUGAUUUUGUGUGCUCCACUCCUUCUCCUUCUCAUACCAUGCUUGCUAUUUGUUAGAGUAUUCGCAAGAUUGCUCUUCAAGACUGCCACUUUAAGAUAA
Naegleria gruberi is the source of this 1092-nucleotide messenger RNA. RefSeq lists its product as uncharacterized. The record is from RefSeq and is a predicted model, not a curated record. Bases 1 to 1092 code for a protein of 363 amino acids. NCBI's taxonomy places the organism in Eukaryota, Heterolobosea, Eutetramitea, Acrasida, Naegleriidae. The transcript has a single exon.